GCUUCACAGUUUUGUUUUCCUAUCGCCCGGUAAUCAGUAAACAACGCUAGCCAAAAGUGGCCGCAAUUCGUAUCGGUCCCGACUGUAAUACACGCCUUUUGUAAUGAAAAUAGCGAUCGAAGGAUGUGCUCACGGUGAGCUGGAAAAGAUAUACGAUCUGAUUGGUUCGAUACAGGCGGAGCAAAACAUUGCGGUAGAUCUGUUAAUAUGCUGCGGAGACUUUCAAUCUACGCGCAACUUACAGGACCUGCAGUGUAUGGCCGUUCCGCAGAAACAUUUGGAUAUGUGCAGCUUCUACAAGUACUACAGUGGCGAGAAGAAGGCGCCCAUCUUGACGCUCUUCAUCGGUGGUAAUCACGAAGCGUCCAACUAUCUGCAGGAACUACCCUACGGUGGAUGGGUAGCACCGAACAUCUACUACCUCGGCUAUGCGGGGGUUGUCGACUGCAACGGUAUACGCAUCGGUGGCAUUUCAGGCAUCUUCAAGGGGCACGAUUUCCUGAAGGGUCGUUUCGAAUUCCCACCGUACGAUGAGGCCAGCAAGCGAAGCGUUUACCAUCAGCGCCAGAUCGAUGUGUUUCGGUUGAAGCAACUAACGCCCACUGUCGAUGUGAUGCUGUCGCAUGACUGGCCCCGGGGUAUCACCAGGCACGGGAACGUGCAGCAGCUGCUACGCUUUAAGCCAGCGUUCCGGGAGGACAUUGAGAGCAACAGGUUGGGCAGUGCACCGUGCGAAGAUUUGUUACGGAAGCUGCAGCCACCGUACUGGUUUGCGGCCCAUUUGCACUGUAAAUUUGCCGCUCUGGUAACACAUUCCGAGGGAAAUGUUACAAAAUUUCUGGCCCUGGACAAAUGUCUGCCAAAAAGACGGUUUUUGCAGAUUCUGGACAUUCCCGCGGAGCACGAGGGUGGUGACGACGAGAAGAAGGAAGUAAAGGAAGGCAACGAUGCACCUUCGCCCGUUCGGUUGAGGUACGAUCUGGAAUGGUUGACGGUGUUGAACCUUACCAAUCAUCUCAUUAGCAUCCGGACGUCCAACGGCUACAUGCCGGGUGAAGGAGUGUCCGACGAGCGAUUUAAUUUCACACCAUCUGAGGAGGAAAAAGCGAAAGUUUUGGAAAGAUUUAAUAACGAUCUUACCAUUCCGGAUGAUUUUGUUCGUAUAGCCGCCUCCUAUCAGCCGGACGAAGUCGCGAUGGAUAUGGGAUCAGUCGAACAGCCGCAAGCAUUUUUAAACCCACAAACAACGGCCUUUUGCGACAAGCUAAACAUUGAUGAUCCAUUGCGGCUUGCAAUGCUAAUGACGGGGAAGAAACUCAACACAUCCACGUACGUUGAUCCACAGCCUGAGAAGAGUGCUAAGGAGAUGCAACAAUCGACGAAUAAGCGAUUGUCACGGGUUUCUAACGCCGAUGAACUAGACGUGGAUGAAGACGAAGAACAGAACGAGGAUAAUGGUGAUGAUCGAAAGGAAGACAUGGAAGCUGUAAAAAACUCACCAACAGUACAGCCGAAACUUUCGCUCUCUUCCGUGUUGCCACGACCGAAAUGGAGACAGCCGGAUGCACCAGAUUCGGACCUUUCGACAACGCUGAACGAUUCCACGCCCAACUGCAGUGGCGUGAGCAAUCCAACACCACAGAAACUGGGCGAUAACAGUACAUCCACCUUGUCGGAAUCGGUUCUCGCCGUUGAUGAUCUGAAUCUGUCCAGCCCUCAGCAGCAAACCUCGGACCUGACAAAUCCGACCCCGGUCAAGAAGUUCAAGCGAAGAAAUGAAACGAUCUACGCCAAGGAUGAUAGCGAUUGAAAGGAGAAAACAAGAAAAUUAGGAUCUUUGUACAAAAAAAUGGCAAGAUUUUGUAAAAGACGACUGAAACAAAUAAGAAAAUUAAAGAUUUGAAGCGAAACUAUUAACUCUA
Messenger RNA from Anopheles stephensi (Asian malaria mosquito), 1922 nucleotides. RefSeq names its product lariat debranching enzyme (gene ldbr). The record is from RefSeq and is a predicted model, not a curated record. Gene Ontology annotation, biological process: mRNA splicing, via spliceosome. The transcript has 2 exons. Gene Ontology annotation, cellular component: nucleus. Lineage: Eukaryota; Metazoa; Arthropoda; Insecta; Diptera; Culicidae. The coding region runs from base 104 to 1810 and encodes 568 amino acids. Gene Ontology annotation, molecular function: RNA lariat debranching enzyme activity.